AUGUUUUAUAUUUCAAAGACUAAAGCUAAAUUUGUGAGAAAGAAGAUUUAAAUCUAUUUGAUGUUAGAUACUUAGAAAAAUAUCAAAGCCCAUAAAUUUAUUGUCUUAAAGGAUUUUUAAUUUUAGUAUUUCGUCAACAUCAAGAAGUUAGCAUUGAAUAAGCUUUGUUUAAUAACUAUACAUUAAAUUUUAAAUUAUUUGUCAGCCAAAUUUAAUAUCCUAACAAAAUAUUAGAAGAAAAAAUGUAAUAUAUUUCUGUUAAUUACUUUAAAUUUUAUAUAUCAAAUAAUUAAUAGUAUAGAAACUGAACUAAUUAGUAUUUUUGAUUAAACAAAUUAAAUAGAAUAAAUAUUAGCUCAUCAAAAAAUCAAAAAAUAUUUAUAAUGUUUAAUUUCUAUUUACAGUUCAAAUUAUAGUGGUACUUAAAAUAAUAAUUAAGAAAUAAAAUUUAGAAUGCUCCUUGUACCACCUGGACCAAUGUCUGAAUGCAGUAUAAGCAAUUGUGCUUAAUGCUCUGGACAUGUUCCAAAUACUAUUUGCAUAAAUUGCGAUUCAAAUUUUGCUUUAUAAACAAGCACAAGUUGUUAAACAUGUGGAGAUGGGCUAUUUUUUUAAUCUAUUUCUAGUCCAUGUGGUUAAUGCUCUGCUAAUUGUAAGACUUGUAUUAGCUCUUCUAGCUGCUAAGAAUGCGAUGAAAACUAUGAAUUAGACUCAUCAAAUAAUUGCCAACCUUGUUUAGUAAGCUAAGGUUAUUAUUAUGACUCAUCUACAAAAACAUGUAUAAAAUGCUUUUAAAAUUGUCUCUAAUGUACCAACUAAUCAAGUUGUCAAGUUUGUAAUACAGGAUACUUCCCUAGUUCUAAUUAGUGCUCCCAAUGUGAUAACUCGUGUCUCACUUGUAAAGGAUCGAGUUCAAACAAUUGUCUUUCUUGCAAAGACGGGUAUUACUUUUACACAGAUACCACAACUUGUUCAUAAACUUGCAACAUACAAGGAGGUUAUUUUGCUACUUAAAAUACUUGCUCUCCUUGUAAUAAAACAUGUAGUACCUGUAAUGGAUUAUCUAAUACUCAAUGUAUUACUUGUGCAACUGGACUUUAUAAAUAUGGUGGAGAUAAUCUUUGUAAGGUAUGCCCAACUAAUUCAAAUCAAGGUAAAGUAAGUAAUUGUCAAAGCUCUAAAUAACAAUGCCUAUAUAACAACUAAACAAAAAAUUAUGAGUUAACUGAUGUAUGCUCUAUUUGCAAUCAAGGAUACACUUUAAGUAACAAUACUUGUGUAUAAAUUUGUCCUUUGACUACUCAGAAUUAAUAUUAAAAUGCAAGUUCUAGUUAAUGUUAAUGUUCUCCUAGCUUUCCAUAUAAGCAUAUAACAAAAGAUAAUUCUAUUUUUUGCAGUAACUAAUAGUAGCCAGGAUUUUAUUGUGAUAUUAACUAAAUUUGUUAUACAUGUAAUUAAUCUAACUGUUAGACAUGCCCUAACUAAAAAACUUGUACAUUAUGUAAUAGUGGUUACUAUCUCUGGUUGAAUAAGUGUUUUUAAUAAUGUCCAUCCUAACAAAAUUUACAGAUUUCUAGCUCUUAAACAUAGUGUGAAUGUAUUUAAAAUUAUAUUCUUAUCAUCCCAGACAAUAUUUGUAUUAUUAAGUUGAGUAUAACUUCUAUUAAUAUCACUAAAGAUUCUCAAUACAAUGUGAUAACAGUUAUUUUUAAUAGAGUACCUUAUCCAAACGAAACAAAUGGGAUUAACAUAGAGUUAGACCCUGGUAAAUUAAUUUUAAAUACAGACUAUUAAAUUAUAUCAUAACAACUAAUCAGCAACAGUGUUGUUUUUAAUAUAUCUGUAGAAUAAAAUAGAAGAGUUAAUCAAAUAGUUGUUUCUUACAGCAAUCAAUAAACUACAUUCUAAUUAUAAAAUACUAUUUUCACUACAAGUACUUAUAACAAUUCUUAGCAAAGUGUUUAGGGAAAAAUUAAUAGCGCUAUGAGCAUUAGCAAGGAUCUUACUUCUGGCUAAGGAAAUGGUUACAGCAUAAUUCUCAUUCUCAAAAAAUUCUAAAUUUUGUGUUUCCUUUCAAAUUUUAUUUAGGUUUUUGGACCCUUAAUUUUAUUUAAAAACUACCUACCUCAAAUAGUUUAUGUCGGAACAAUUCUAGCAUCUUCAUUUAUAUUUACUUCUAUUCCCGAUGCUAAUUAAUUAGAUGUAAAUAGCUAAACUGAUAAUAUAAGUUAAGGCUCAGCUUCAUCUGAGCAGUAGCUUUUAUAAGACUUAGGAUUGUAAGCAAAUUUAUACUAUGCUCUUCCCAUACCAAAUAUAUCUUUAAUAAUAUCAGUUGUUAUAGUCCUUCUUUGUUGCUUUGCUAGAUGGGUUAUGAAAGGAAAGCAAUAUACUAUGGAAAUAGUAAACUUUUUAAUAAAUUUAGCAUCAUCUGUUCAAUAAGGCUUUAUUACUCCCUCUCUAUUUAGCAUUUAUUACUGCCUAGCAUACACAUAAGAGAAAUAUUCUGCUGUUAUUUAACUGAUUAUCCAUGCAAGCUUUUUUGUUUUAAUUUACUGUUUUUCUUUUAAAAGAACUGCAAAUUAUAUCGAAAGCUAUUUACCCAAUUUUGCUAUAAAUAUUAACACAAAGGCAAAGGGAUGGAAUACUUAUUUAUUUGCAAGCUACAUAAAAAAAUAUGCUAUUGUUUUGCUAAUUUUAACUAUUCCCACUCAUCCUUUUGUUUGUUGCAUAAUUCUAUCACUUAUUUUUGGAUGCUUUGGAUUAUACAUCUUAUAUUUUAGAUUUUUUAACAGUAAAUUUAUCAAUUUAUACAAAAUAAUUUAAGAGUUUUUAAUCUUCGUUACAAUAAUUCUGCUUAUAAUAUGCUUUAAGAAGUAAUAGGAUAUUUUAAAUUAAGAUGCAAUAUCUGAUAAGGAUCUAAAAAGUGUAGAUCAAUUUAGUUUGAUAGUAAUAAUAAUGCUAGUAGUUUGUUUAAUGAUGAGCUUUAUCUUGUUCUUAAUAAGAUUAAUAAUCUCAAUAGUAGAAAUUUUAUAUAAACUAAAAUAAUAUUUGACAAAAAGAAACGAAUAAGAGUAAAGUACUGAAUCGCUUGAUUAAAUAUUAGAAUAAGUUAACUCAUUUUAAUAAAAAUAAGAGCUAUUUAACAAAGUUCAAGUAAGGAAAAAAAAUUUAAACAUAAAAUGA
Messenger RNA from Tetrahymena thermophila SB210, 3183 nucleotides. RefSeq names its product transmembrane protein, putative. The transcript has 2 exons. The record is from RefSeq and is a predicted model, not a curated record. Lineage: Eukaryota; Ciliophora; Oligohymenophorea; Hymenostomatida; Tetrahymenidae.